Nicotiana attenuata is the source of this 1069-nucleotide messenger RNA. RefSeq lists its product as uncharacterized. NCBI's taxonomy places the organism in Eukaryota, Viridiplantae, Streptophyta, Magnoliopsida, Solanales, Solanaceae. The transcript is spliced from 2 exons. The record is from RefSeq and is a predicted model, not a curated record. The coding region runs from base 152 to 883 and encodes 243 amino acids. Gene Ontology annotation, molecular function: zinc ion binding; ubiquitin protein ligase activity.
ACUUGUCCUAAACCUUAGAACUACCCCUCAAAACUAUACAAAGAAUCUCUAGCCACACACUUAAUUUCCUUUCCUACAAAACAUACCAAAACCAAAUUCCAUAACAAAAGUUUUCCAGCUUUCCAAAAAUAUUGCGAUAAUUUCCAAAAGUAUGGAAUCCAUCGGGUCUAGCUCUACGCCUUCCGACCACCACGACCACCGUCAUAGCCGCCAUCUAAUGCCAACACAACCAGUCGCCGACAGGAUCAUCCGUGCCGUGAGCCACCAUCUCCGCCUCCUCCACCACUCCGACACCACUUUCUUCAUCUUAGGCGCAACCGGAAAUGUAUAUACCGUUAACCUCUCCACCACCCCAUCAUGCAGCUGUCCUGAUCGAACCACCCCAUGCAAACACAUCCUCUUUGUCCUCAUCCGCGUAUUGGGUGUCUCAAUCGACGACACGUGUAUUCUCCGGCGAACUAUCCGGCCAUGCGAGCUCCAACGCCUUCUCAGCUUACCCAUCUCCACUGAAUCUCUAGCAAACCCUAACGUUCGAGAAAGGUUUCACCAGACGUAUUUUAAGGAACGACCAAAAAGUUCGCCGUUGAGAAUAGAGAUAGAAGACGGUGUUACAUGUCCGGUGUGUUUGGAAGAGAUAUCGAUGAAUAAGGGAGAAAGAGUGGCAGCUUGUGGGACAUGUAGAAAUCCAUUGCAUGAAGAAUGUUUGAUGCAAUGGAAGAGAAGUAACAGAAGAAGAUCAAUUAGUUGUGUGAUAUGCAGGGCAAGGUGGAGAGAUGUGAGAGCUGAGCAAGAAGCUGAGAGGUAUUUGAAUUUGUCUGCUUAUAUUGGCGGCGAUAAUGGCAUGCAUAUUGUGGAAGAUCAGCACAGCUACUGUGGGGAUUAGGCCUUUGACAAUUCAAAAAGAAUUGCUGACCUUAUUAACUAUAAUGUUAAACUAGUUUAGUAGUACAAUUUGUAUAUAUAUCCCUUUUAUUUUUAUAAAGUUUAUAUUAGGAUUUGACCAAUUGUACUAUAUAUCUGCAAAUGUAAAUUCAAGUAUUGGGAUAUUGAGAAAGAAGAAAUGACUUGC